UUUUUUUUUUUGGAAUUAAUUCGCUUCUAUACAGAAUUACUACACAAAAGCACUGUUGCGUUUAGAUCUGAAAUUCUUUUUAAAAUUCCAUGCGGUGAAGAAACCCAGCAAUGGCAACUAAGGACCGGCCCGGCUGCUGCAACCCGGUGAAGAAGCCCGGACCGGUCUCAAUGGACCACGUUUUAUCAGCACUAAGGGAGACUAAUGAGGAAAGGGACAUUAGAAUCAGAAGCCUAUUCGGCUUUUUCGAUUCGGACAAUGCCGGUUACUUGGAUUACACGAAAAUCGAUAAAGGAUUAUUUGCUAUGCAAAUUCCAGCUGAUUAUAAGUUUGCUAAAGAAUUGCUAAGGGUGUGUGAUAAAGAUAAGGAUGGGAGGGUGGGUUAUCAGGAGUUCAGAAAGUACAUGGAUGAUAAGGAGCUGGAGCUGUAUAGGAUUUUUCAGGCUAUUGAUGUGGAGCAUAGUGGCUGCAUCUUGCCGGAGGAGCUUUGGGAUGCCCUUGUUAAAGCUGGGAUAGAAAUAGAUGAUGAUGAACUUGCACGUUUUGUGGAACAUGUCGAUAAGGAUAAUAAUGGGAUUAUCACUUUUGAAGAAUGGAGAAAUUUUCUUCUACUUUAUCCACAUGAGGUCACGAUGGAGAAUAUUUACCGAUACUGGGAGAGGGUAUGUCUUGUAGAUAUUGGUGAACAGGCUGUUAUUCCAGAAGGCAUCAGUAAGCAUGUUCAUGCAGCUAAGUAUUUGAUUGCUGGGGGAGUUGCAGGAGCUGCUUCUCGUACCGCUACAGCUCCCCUUGAUCGGCUUAAGGUGGUUUUACAAGUUCAGACUACUCGUGCUUCUAUUGGUCCUGCUGUCAAAAACAUAUGGAAGGAAGGUGGUUUAUUGAGUUUUUUUAGGGGCAAUGGAUUAAAUGUGAUGAAGGUUGCACCUGAAAGUGCAAUCAAGUUUUACACUUACGAAAUGUUGAAAAAUGUCAUUGCUAGUACCAAGGGUGAGGAACAGGGUGACAUUGGAGCUUCUGGGCGUCUUGUGGCGGGAGGCUUGGCUGGUGCAGUAGCACAGACUGCUAUCUAUCCCAUGGAUCUUGUUAAGACUCGGUUACAAACUCAUGCAUGUGAAGGUGGAAAGGUUCCCAACCUGGGAAAACUAUCAAAAGAUAUAUGGGUUAAGGAGGGGUCUCGGGCCUUUUAUAGAGGGCUGAUACCAUCUCUUCUUGGAAUUAUACCUUAUGCAGGCAUUGAUUUGGCAGCCUAUGAGACAUUGAAGGAUUUGUCCAAGAUAUAUAUUCUUCAUGAUAGCGAACCUGGCCCUCUUGUGCAACUGGGUUGUGGGACAAUAUCCGGAGCGCUUGGAGCAACGUGUGUUUAUCCUUUACAGGUCGUUCGCACGAGAAUGCAAGCUCAACCUACAAAUGCUGAUGCUGCUUACAAAGGAAUGUCUGAUGUGUUCCGAAGAACACUUCAGCAUGAAGGUUUCAGAGGCUUUUACAAAGGACUUUUUCCAAAUCUUCUAAAAGUAGUUCCAGCAGCAAGCAUUACUUAUCUCGUUUAUGAAUCCAUGAAAAAGAGUCUAGAACUCGAUUAGGUGAUAUAUUCUUGAUUGACUGCUCCACAUUUGGAGUUAAAUACAGCUGAUGCUGAGGACGACGAUGAUGAAAAUGAAUUAAGAUUUUUUGGCUCAUAGGUGCUUUGAUUGUCAAAAUCACGCACUUCAUUUUACCUAACAAAAAAAACAAAACAUACACAUGGUUGAUGCGACAUUGGAUGUUGAAGAAACUUUAACGAGAGUUUUAUUCUUAGCCUGACAGAAUAACUAUGUUCGUGAUUGAGAAUGGUCUUCAUUUGGUGAUUUCUGUCCGAGUUUUGUAGGCAUGCCCACUGUAAACUAAUGCUAAUUUACAUACACAAUGUAAUACUGUAAGGUGUAAACCUUACCAUUUUUUCUAUAUGGAUAAUUUGCGUGGAUGAUCGAACUCA
Molecule: messenger RNA, 1972 nt
Organism: Nicotiana tabacum (common tobacco)
Lineage: Eukaryota; Viridiplantae; Streptophyta; Magnoliopsida; Solanales; Solanaceae
Product: calcium-dependent mitochondrial ATP-magnesium/phosphate carrier protein 2
Biological process (GO): transmembrane transport
Molecular function (GO): calcium ion binding
Source: RefSeq, a predicted model, not a curated record